AUGCAGCUCCCACCGUGGCUUGUGUGGUACAAAAAGCCCGACUAUCGGGACAUUAGGGAAUAUGCCACCGAAAUCAGCUCCGGAAAGCGAGCCUUCAGUCCCGAGCCACGCGGCAAGAUCACGGUUCCGAGUCGUCUGCGGCUUGAAAGGAUCUUGGCCAACAAGACAUGCAGCCCCAUGUCAUUUUAUGACUUUUACAUGUACUUGAAAUACAUAGAGUUUUCACCUGAAAACCUCGAAUUCUACGUCUGGUUCAAGAACUAUGAAAAAGCAUACCAGAGACUGGGCAUCACAGAAAAGGAGGAGGAAAUAUUCCGCGCAACAUUUGCCGACCAGACGGCUGCAGAUUCCGCCUUUGGAAAAGACACACGUCAGCAGGGCUCAAACAAGUCGGAUUGGGAUCCGGAUCUGGCCACAGGCGCCGACACCCUAGCACACAUCUCCAAGAUGAUCAGCAUGAACGUGGCCCUCAGCGCAAAAUCCCCAAGCGACAGCAUGUGUCCCCUCGAGCCGCCAAGCGCAAUGUGCAGCGACCAGGCCUCGCGCAGCAGCCGAGAAUGCCAAUCGACGACGACGACGACCUCCAGCGCAUCCCCCUUCUCGGCCGAGAACAUGUUCAACUCCAACCUGGGCCACGGCGCCGAGCUGCGGGCCGUGGUCAAGACGUACCUGAUGCCGGGGUCCGAGAAGGAACUCAACGUGCCGCCGGCGACGCGCGACGCCUGCCUCCGCGCCAUCCAGCACUACAUCGCCAGCAGCCAGCGCGUGUCGACGGUCAGCUCCGACAGCGGCACCGAGGCCCGCCACCUGUACUGCCACCCGGACCACCUCCGGCCCGUGGCGGACCACGUCUACGGCCUGCUCAAGAACUGCUCGCACCGCAACUUUGUCCGCCUCGGCGUGUCCAACGGCACCUACGAGACCGUCUGCGUCGCCACCUCGCUCGGCAUCGUCCUGACCACCGCCGGCUUCCUGUGCAUACUCCUGCGCGCCCUGUACCCCUUUGUCGGGGCGCACUCGCGCUGGAACGCCUUCGCCCCCUGGCCGCUGUGGUGGAUCGGCAUGGCCUUUAUCCUGUCCGGGCUCCGCGGCAGCUGCUUCUUCCUGCUCUUGUUCUCGCGCCGCCAGCCGCUGCCGUGGGAGAGGUUUGACGACGACAGCAUCACCGGCAGCGUGAGGAGCGGGUUGGACGGGCCCUGCGGGGAGCGGGCUGCGGCCGAGGCUCAGACUGAGUCGUCGCGGGGCGGACGGAAUGCCUUCCUGCGCCGCAUCUCCAGGCUGAUGAUAUUCGACCGCAAGCUCAAGGUCAAGGACACGGCGCUCCGGCGGCUCCAGACAAAGAUUGUGGUUCAGAGUCUGGCCGUCGGGGCCUUGUUUGCGAGCACUUGUGUUUUGGUGUUUAUCUGGCUGCCUUGCUGGGUUGAGAAUGUACAUCGGGGAUGA
Pyricularia oryzae 70-15 is the source of this 1443-nucleotide messenger RNA. RefSeq lists its product as uncharacterized. Bases 1 to 1443 code for a protein of 480 amino acids. NCBI's taxonomy places the organism in Eukaryota, Fungi, Ascomycota, Sordariomycetes, Magnaporthales, Pyriculariaceae. The transcript is spliced from 4 exons. The record is from RefSeq and is a predicted model, not a curated record.